AUGAAAGCUCAUCCAAAUGAAAUGUAUUUUUAUUCUGAAGUUUAUAAACUUUUCAUUGAACAAUAUGACUAUUAGUUUUCAAUAACACAUUCAUUAUUUAAUUCUGAAAAAUAAUUCUUUGGAAUGGCUAAGACUUUACUCACAAUUAAUGAUCCUAGUUUUGAAUAUGUUUUGUACAAUAUCAUGCUAAUAAAUUAUGCUGGAUAAGUUUUGUAUAAUGGAAUGGAAAUGUGGUAAAAUUUAACUGAUAUUUUUUACAUUUAUAAUGAAACUAUAACAGGUUUUAAUUCAACAGACUGGUACCAAAUAGAAAAACAUGCUGUUCAUCGAUUAAAUAAAAAUGAUCAAGCUACUUAAAUCUUGAUUUUGUUUAAUAAAUAUCAUUAAUAAUAUGUACAUGUUCAAAGUGAAAAAUUCAAAAAAGAGAAUUUUACUCUUAUAAUGUAAAGUUAAUUGAUAUUCUAGAUUUACAAAUGUUAGUUCAAUUAAUAUAAUGGAAAAAUAAUUUUUUGAUAUAGAAUAAUCAUUCAUCUUUUGGAAUUUCUUAGCUGCUGCAAUAGUUAUUUCAAUUAGUUCAUUAACAUUUACAAUCAGCCUAAUUAUCAUUAAUUCAAUAUGUAAACCACUAACUAAGUUAACAAAUCAAGUAUCCUUACAUGUUUUGCAAUUAGGAAAUAAUAUUAAUUAACAAUUGUUUAAAAUGUUUAACAAAAAUAUAAAUUCAUUGAACUUAUUGAAAAAUUUAAAUAACAAAUUCUUGAAUUUUUAGAAGCUAUUACUUCAAAGUCAAACUAAAAAAUGUUAAAAUUGUCGGCUUCUAGAAAAAAUGACUUUCAAUAAAAAAGAAAGUAAUAUCAAUACAAAAAUAAUUCGUAAAUAAAAUAUUCAAAUACCUGAAUUUAUAUAUGUUGAAUAGAUUAAGGUAUUAGAUAUAAUCAAAUAAAGCCUUUUUAAGGUUAAUUAAUGA
Messenger RNA from Paramecium sonneborni, 967 nucleotides. Lineage: Eukaryota; Ciliophora; Oligohymenophorea; Peniculida; Parameciidae. The record is from the annotation of a GenBank genome assembly.